CAAGCAUCUCUUCUCUUCUUCAUCACUACUACUCCUCCAAGACACAAUUCAGACUUGUCCUUUUCCACGAAAAGAAACAGCAAAUAUGAAGUUCACUCUCAUCGCCGCUAUUGCCACUCUUGCUACCGUUGCAGCUGGCACACCAACUAUGUCUGGAUUUGAGGUGCGAGAGGCGGAGGCGGAGGCUGUUGGACUUGUUCCUCGUGCUUGCCCUGGAGCCCGCUCUGGAUGCCGUCUUGAUUGGGCUAAGAAGUGCGAGUGGUACUGCCAGAACCGCGGUGGGUUCUAUAUCAUGGAGUCGUGCUACUUGGGAUUUAGCAGGUGCUGCUGCAGGAACUAAAGGGGGAAUAGGAGGGUGAGAUUUUUGAAGCUUUUUGUGAGAUGGUCGCGGGAACUUUGAGAGAUGUGGUUGUGGGGCUUUUGGAUUAGUCGAGGUGGCAGUCUCUUCAAUUCAUGCCUGUAGCGAUCUAUCAUGUCCUGGAUAUGAUUGGCCCAGCUUAAUAACAGCUUAGGUAUAUUACAAUAUCAUGAUUUACAAGACCCGA
Bipolaris sorokiniana ND90Pr is the source of this 545-nucleotide messenger RNA. RefSeq lists its product as uncharacterized. Bases 86 to 340 code for a protein of 84 amino acids. Lineage: Eukaryota; Fungi; Ascomycota; Dothideomycetes; Pleosporales; Pleosporaceae. The record is from RefSeq and is a predicted model, not a curated record. The transcript is spliced from 2 exons.